AUGGGGAAAAGAGGGUUAUCAUCAAAUUCGUGUGGAAACCAGCAUGAAAGUCCGUGGGCACCUGAAGAACAUCAACGUUUUGUUUUAGCUCUUGAACAAUUUGGAGGAGGACAAUACACGAGUAAUCAUCAAGCGUGGCAACAAAUUACCACUGCUGUGGGGUCUCGAGACACUUCUCAAGUUAUGCAACAUGCUCGACAUUAUUUCGCUCAUCUUCAACACUUAAAUUCUCAAAAACAAUGUUCGUUUGAAAAUACCAAUUCAAUCUGGUCAUCAGAUGAAGAUGCAGCGUUUGAAAAGAUGCUCGCAACUUAUAGUUCGUCUUCUGUUUGUUAUCCAUGGGACGUUAUGGCGUCUCAUUUUGAUGGUAAAAGUGCCGCAGAUCUAAAAGAACGAUAUCAAAAACUUUGUCAUGAUAUUGCUCGAAUUGAAAAUGCUCCUCAGACAUUUAGAUUUGAUUGUCAUGGACGACGUGACUUUUCUAGAACAAAUCUAAUGAUUGAAAAACGAGACCAAUUGAUGUCUGAUUUGAUGUCUCCACGUGUUCUUGAUAGCGUUAUUUCUCUCACACCUAUUGAAGAGGAAAUUUUGAUUGAAGCGAUGACUGAUGUCUUUGUACCACCUCAAGCGCCCGCAGAGUUAUUGGCUGGUAUAGCAUCAGCUGUUGCUGCAUUUACGAACUCAAGUGGACGUGUACCACCCCAACGAACUCAUUCAAUCUUUACGAAAGAACAAGCUUUGAAAGUGUUAAAUCGACUGCUAGCUGCUCAAGAAACGGAUCCUCAGAUUGUAUUGGAAACAUUGGCUUAUGACCUUCGAUUGCAUCCACAAUCGUUGAAUGUUUCAGCAGGUGUAUCUUUUAGCAGCAAUUCAAACGAUUGUUCACCUUCUACUUCGACAUUUGAAACAUUGACAUCAACAGAGAAUCCUAUGUCUUCUAAAGAAACGAUUCCAUUUCAUCCUUCAUCUUCACCAUCUUCUAAUCAAUUGAAACAAGACAGAAGUACUGAUGGAAAAGAAUCAAACAAGGAAUAA
Molecule: messenger RNA, 1035 nt
Organism: Plasmopara halstedii
Lineage: Eukaryota; Oomycota; Peronosporomycetes; Peronosporales; Peronosporaceae
Exons: 1
Coding region: 1-1035 (344 amino acids)
Molecular function (GO): DNA-binding transcription factor activity
Source: RefSeq, a predicted model, not a curated record